Messenger RNA from Cricetulus griseus (Chinese hamster), 1254 nucleotides. NCBI's taxonomy places the organism in Eukaryota, Metazoa, Chordata, Mammalia, Rodentia, Cricetidae. The record is from RefSeq and is a predicted model, not a curated record.
AUGUCUCUUUCUAGUAAGUUGACUCUGGACAAAGUAGAUGUUAAGGGGAAAAGAGUCAUCAUGAGAGUAGACUUCAAUGUCCCCAUGAAGGACAACCAUAUCACAAACAAUCAAAGAAUCAAGGCUGCCAUCCCCAGCAUCAAACAUUGUCUGGAUAAGGGAGCAAAGUCCGUAGUCCUCAUGAGUCACCUCGGCCGGCCUGAUGGUGUGCCUAUGCCAGAAAAAUAUUCUUUGGAGCCUGUUGCUGCUGAGCUCAAAUCCAUGCUGGGCAAGAAUGUUUUGUUCCUAAAGGACUGUGUGGGCUCUGAAGUAGAGAAAGCCUGUGCCAACCCAGAUACCGGGUCUGUCAUCCUGCUGGAGAACCUGCGCUUCCAUGUGGAAGAAGAAGGCAAAGGCGUGGAUUCUUCUGGAAAAAAGAUCAGCGCUGACCCGGCUAAAGUAGAAGCUUUCCGAGCAUCACUGUCCAAACUCGGUGAUGUCUACGUCAAUGAUGCUUUCGGCACUGCACAUAGGGCUCACAGUUCCAUGGUGGGGGUAAAUUUGCCCCAGAAGGCAUCUGGGUUUCUCAUGAAGAAGGAGCUAGAUUACUUUGCCAAGGUCUUAGAAAACCCGGAGAGACCCUUCCUGGCUAUCCUUGGUGGAGCCAAAGUGUCAGACAAGAUCCAACUCAUCAAAAACAUGUUAGACAAAGUCAAUUUCAUGAUUAUUGGAGGUGGGAUGGCUUACACCUUCCUAAAGGAACUAAAAAACAUGCAGAUUGGUGAUUCCUUGUUUGAUGAAGAGGGAGCAAAGAUUGUCAAAGAAAUCAUGGCCAAAGCAGAAAAGAACGGUGUAAAGAUAACCUUCCCUGUUGAUUUUGUAACUGCAGACAAGUUUGAGGAAAAUGCAAAAGUGGGAGAAGCCACUCUGGAGUCUGGCAUACCAGCCGGCUGGAUGGGCUUGGACUGUGGCCCCGAGAGCAUUAAAAACAAUGCUCAAAUUGUGGCUCAAGCAAAGCUUAUUAUCUGGAAUGGACCCAUGGGCGUGUUUGAAUGGGAAGCCUUUGCUAAAGGAACCAAAGCCCUCAUGGAUGAAGUUGUAAAGGCCACCUCCAAGGGCUGUGUCACCAUUAUAGGGGGUGGAGACACUGCUACUUGCUGUGCCAAAUGGGACACUGAAAACAAGGUCAGCCAUGUGAGCACAGGAGGCGGGGCAAGUCUCGAGCUUCUGGAAGGUAAAGUGCUUCCUGGGGUAGAAGCCCUCAGCAACAUGUAA